AUGUCUAGCUCUGCUGGUGUUACUAGUACUUGUGAGCUGCAGACAACUGUGUUGCAAGAUGGCAAGAUGCUGAGUGUCAUCGACACUCCUGGAUUGUUUGAUUUUUCUGCUGAACCAGAAUUUAUUGGGAAAGAAAUUGUUAAAUGCAUAAAUAUGGCGAAGGAUGGUAUCCAUGCUGUUCUCGUAGUUCUGUCUGUCAGAUCUAGAUUUUCAAGAGAAGAAGAAGCUGCUGUUCAGAGCUUGCGGAAAUUCUUUGGUAGCAAAAUUAGUGACUAUAUGAUAGUAGUUUUCACUGGUGGAGAUGACCUGGAAGAAAAUGAUGAAACUUUGGAGGAUUACUUGGGUCGUGACUGCCCAGAGCCUUUGAAGGACACUCUUGAAAUGUGCGGAGAUAGGUAUGUCCUCUUUAAUAACAAGACAAAGGAUGAGUCCCAGAAAUCUGCACAGUUGGAUAUACUUCUUUCCCUUGUAAAUGAAGUUGUAGAUAAAAAUGAUGGAAAACCAUACACAGAUAAGCUGUUUGUUGAAUUGAAGAAGGGAGCCAUGAAACUGCAUGAUCAAACUGCAGAAGUUAAUUCCUCGGAGGGGUACUCCGAACAGGAGAUAUCAGUGUUGAAGCAGCAGUUUAAUAAAUCAUAUGAAGAGCACCUUAAGAGAAUAACUGAGAUGGUUGAGUCAAAGCUUAAGGAGACCACUCAAAGGCUUGAACAGCAAUUGGCCGAAGAGCAAGCUGCUCGCUUGAAGGCAGAAGCUAAUGCACAAGCUGCUCAGGUGAAAUCUGAUGAUGAAAUACGACAGCUGAGAGAACAUCUAGAGAGAGCUCAGAGGGAGACUGAGGAGCUGCGAAAGCAAGCUGUCAGUGGCAAAUGUUCUAUUUUGUGA
Molecule: messenger RNA, 882 nt
Organism: Fraxinus pennsylvanica
Lineage: Eukaryota; Viridiplantae; Streptophyta; Magnoliopsida; Lamiales; Oleaceae
Source: the annotation of a GenBank genome assembly